This is a messenger RNA of Nyctereutes procyonoides (raccoon dog), 2522 nucleotides long. It is a transcript of the gene NTN3, whose product is annotated as netrin 3. The transcript has 6 exons. The record is from RefSeq and is a predicted model, not a curated record. Bases 395 to 2128 code for a protein of 577 amino acids. Lineage: Eukaryota; Metazoa; Chordata; Mammalia; Carnivora; Canidae. Gene Ontology annotation, molecular function: protein binding.
GCCCUCGCUGCAGCCGGGAGGAGGCGGUGGCCGGGGCGCCCCAGGCCCCGCCCGCACUCGGCCCUUCCCGGGAGGCCGGGAGACCUGCUCGACCCGGCCCUCGGUGGGUGAGUGCAGCGGCGGGCGACGGGUGGGGCCUCCGCUGGCGGAGGCGCCGGGAGCGGGGGCUACUCCUGUCAUCGCUCCAGGCCCAGCGGGAGGACGCGCCGGCAUCCCCGCCGUGGCGCUCGGCCCGGGGCGUGCCCGCGGCUGCUCCCACCUCUGGGCCCGGGCUGGGGCCGCGGGGAUAGCCAGCGUUGCGGGCCAGCGGGCAGAGCCCCGGAUCCGGGCCCUGUCUCCCCGAGGGCAGCGGCGUGGGGCCCAGCGGGCUGGCGGGUCCUCCGCGGCUCCGGCCAUGCCCGGCUGGCCCUGGCGGCUGCUGCUGACGGCGGGCACGCUCUCGGCCGCGCUGAGCCUGGGGCCGCCGGCGCCCGCCGACCCCUGCCAUGAUGACGGGGGCGCGCCCCGCGGCUGCGUGCCGGGUCUGGUGAACGCCGCCUUGGGCCGGGAGGUCCUGGCGUCCAGCACGUGCGGGUGGCCGGCCACGCGGGCCUGUGAUGCCUCCGACCCGAGGCGAGCACACCCCGCUGCCCUCCUGACCUCCGCGGGGAGCACCACAAACCCUGUGUGCUGGCGAUCGGGGGCACUGAUGCAGGUGCCCCACAACGUGACCCUCACAGUGCCCCUGGGCAAGGCUUUCGAGCUGGUGUUUGUGAGCUUGCGCUUCUGCUCCGCACCCCCUGCCUCGGUGGCACUGCUCAAGUCACAGGACCAUGGGCGCAGCUGGGCCCCGCUGGGCUUCUUCUCCUCCCACUGCGGCCUGGACUAUGGCCGCCCGCCCGCCCCAGCGGAUGGCCCAGCUGGCCCAGGGCCUGAAGCUCUGUGCUUCCCUGAGCCCCAGGUCCAGCCCGAUGGUGGUGGCCUUCUGGCCUUCAGCGUGCAGGACGGAAGCCCGCCAGGCCUGGAUCUGGACAGCAGCCCAGUGCUCCAAGACUGGGUGACGGCCACGGACAUUCGAGUAGUACUUACGAGGCCUGCCGUGCUGGGAGACAGCAAGGACUCCAUGGCCACAGGCCCUUACUCUUACUCAGCUACUGAGCUCCAGGUGGGCGGGCGCUGCAAGUGCAAUGGGCAUGCCUCAAGGUGCCUGCUGGACACCCAGGGCCACCUCAUCUGCGACUGCCAGCAUGGCACGGAGGGUCCCGACUGCGGCCGCUGCAAGCCCUUCUACUGCGACAGGCCAUGGCAGCGGGCCACGGCCCGGGAAGCCCACGCCUGCCUUGCUUGCUCCUGCAAUGACCAUGCCCGCCGCUGCCGCUUCAACAUGGAGCUGUACCGACUGUCCGGCCGUCGCAGUGGCGGCGUCUGUCUCAACUGCCGGCACAAUACCGCUGGCCGCCACUGCCACUACUGCCGGGAGGGCUUCUAUCGAGACCCAGGCCGUGCCCUGAGUGACCGCCGUGCUUGCAGGGCCUGUGACUGUCACCCUGUUGGUGCUGCUGGCAAAACCUGCAACCAGACCACAGGCCAGUGUCCCUGCAAGGAUGGCGUCACUGGUCUUACCUGCAAUCGCUGUGCCCCUGGCUUCCAGCAGAGCCGUUCUCCGGUGGCCCCCUGCGUUAAGACUCCUGUCCCUGGACCCACUGAGGAGAGCAGCCCCGUGGAGCCCCAGGACUGCGACUCCCACUGCAAACCAGCCCGCGGCAGUUACCGCAUCAGCUUGAAGAAGUUCUGCAGGAAGGACUACGCGGUGCAGGUGGCGGUGGGCGCGCGCGGCGAGGCGCGCGGCUCGUGGACGCGCUUCCCGGUGGCCGUGCUUGCAGUGUUCCGGAGCGGCGAGGAGCGCGCGAGGCGAGGGAGCAGCGCGCUGUGGGUGCCGGCGCGGGACGCGGCCUGCGGCUGCCCGCGCCUACUCCCGGGGCGCCGCUACCUGCUGCUGGGGGGCGGGCCGGGGACCGCGGUCGGGGGCCGGGGGCCCGGGCUCAGCGCCGCGCGCGGGAGUCUGGUGCUGCCCUGGCGCGACGCGUGGACGCGGCGCCUGCGGAGGCUGCAGCGGCGUGAGCGGCGGGGGCGCUGCGGGACGGCCUGAGCCCGAAGCGCGGGCGGGGCGCUGCUUCCACGCUGAGGCGCAGGUUCACCCAGUGCGUCCACCUGCGAAGGAGGCUCUGCUGGCGUCGCGCGCGUCGCCUCCGGGGCCCUCCCCGACCCUGCCCAGCGACUGCCCCGCUGCCUCGCGCCCGUACCUGAGAGGGGCGUGAUGCACGCGGGACACCCCGCCCUGACACAGAGGGAUGCGAUGGCCCCGAAGAGCUGCCCGGGGCUCCUGGGACUCACUGUCAUCCCGUUUUCGCAUGAUCUUCCCCCUCCGAGGGGCACUGCGAUGGUCCCCGUGGGGCCGAACACCACUUGGAGGCUCUGCUGCACCCGAAGGGCCACGCCUGUGAGGUCGUGACCCCUCAGAGAGCGUUCGCACCUUCCUAAAA